Cyanistes caeruleus (blue tit) is the source of this 444-nucleotide messenger RNA. NCBI's taxonomy places the organism in Eukaryota, Metazoa, Chordata, Aves, Passeriformes, Paridae. The record is from RefSeq and is a predicted model, not a curated record.
CCCAGGCUGGACCUAUGAGCACGACAUGGAGCUGGGGCACUUCCUGUACGAUCACAGUGAGAAGAAGCUGCAGUGUGUGGACUGCACCAAGGAACACAUCAACAGCAUCGAGGUCUCCUCACAGACGGAGGAUUGUGUUGCAGCCCAUUUGACAGACAACCUGACAUACACCUUCUGGGAGAGCAGCGGGCUCCCGGGGCAGCACUGGGUGCGGCUCAACAUGAAGAAAGGCGUCAUUGUCAAGAGGCUCUGGCUGACACUGGAUGGGCAGUCCAGCUCCUAUGUACCCAGGAGAGUGGCUGUGUAUGGGGGAACACCAAGCAGGCUGCAGCACCUGAGAACAGUCCUAAUUAACGAGAACAGCUACCAGAAUGUCUGCAUCCUCCGUGACAUGAAAACCCACAUGCCGGUGCUGGAGAUCCGCUUCCUGGAGUGCCGGGGUGA